Molecule: messenger RNA, 1128 nt
Organism: Phytophthora sojae
Lineage: Eukaryota; Oomycota; Peronosporomycetes; Peronosporales; Peronosporaceae
Exons: 3
Coding region: 1-1128 (375 amino acids)
Source: RefSeq, a predicted model, not a curated record
AUGUCAACGCGGGUCACUCAGGCUGAGCUGAGGACGCUCGAGCGGGCGUUCAAGGAUCUGCACUUCGACUGCAACGUCACGUGGGUGAGCCUCAGUGAGGCGUACUCGAUCACCCGCAUCUCGGACAACAGGGUCACUCUCGCUAGCGUUCUGGAUGAGUUCUUUGGAGGUAUCUACCGCGCCCACGGCACGGAUGUGAAGAGAGUUUCGGACGAGCGCUUCGCGGAGUACGAGGGUAGGCCGUUCAGCGUGUGUUUUGCCGACCUCCUUGAGGUCGUGUGCGAGAAUGAAGACACGCGAGCGGCGUACAAUACCCAGGUAUCGAACGUGACCUGGGAACCGCAGUCGGCAAAGCCACGUCGAGAUGCAUUUGUUCGUCUCCACAUGUGCUACACGAACACGUGCGGUCGUCGCCCCCAGUAUGCCCUCGAGAAGAUAUGGGCCCAUGUGUUGCAGUGUGACUCGGCAGUCAAAUCGGCCAUCGAGGUGUACAAACCGGGUAUGUCUGACCCCCUAGAGGUAGUCUAUUUGACGCCCGUGGACGACGACGAUCCGAUCAUUUACCCCCCGCCAGAAAGAAGUCAAGGUCUUUUCAGCGACGACUACGACUGGAUCCCGGAUGGCAUUUGUGGGAUGUAUCUCAUUGAUGGAGGCACUACUGGGAACUAUCUUAUCGAUGAACCUGGGAUGUUCUGCGUUGAGAAGCUGGGAAUGUCAGAUGAGUUUUGGCCACACGACAGAAACGAUAAGGCUUUUGUCGAGGCAGCAGAGAAAGAAUUUCGGCAACGGAUGGGUAAACUCAACCUCGGCUGGAUCUACUCGGAUGCGACCGAUCACGACAAGAAAGAGUUGAUCCGGUGCGUUCCUCAGCAACUUCUCACCGCCUUCCUCUUCGACCAUCUCGGCCAAGGCCUCUUUCGCUGCAAGCUCUGUGACCAAGAUCGCAAGCAGAUGCCCGGAUCCGGGUACUCCAACCUUCUGGCGCACCUGGCUGGUAAACACGAGGGGUUUGAGGCCCAGUAUUCCUUCUUCGAGAGCAGCUCCAUCCGGUCCCUCCAAGCCUUUGGAAGCGUUCAAGUACCAGUCGUACUCGUCAGCCAGCCCGCCGGCCAACAUUGGCGGAAAUAG